CAACAUUUCAGAUGUCUCGGUAGUAAUUUUUCUGGGGCUGCCUGACUAUUAUACUGAUGAUACUCAACUGCAUUGGUCGACACCAUUUUGCGGAAAUUGUGAAUCAGCGGGAAAACAAUGUUGGUUCAAGAACAAUGGAACGAAUAACGAAACUGAAUGUUUUAAGAUCCCAAAACAGUUUGAAAAUGGCAAUGGUGCCUCAAAAAAGAGGGUUAUUUUAGGUGUAUCGAUUGGUUUGUUUUCGUUCGUACUAGUUGUCGUUGCACUGUAUGGCUUCUAUAGGGUAAAGAAAAGAAAUGAGAGAAAGGAUUGAACAAUUUUUAGAGGAUUCUAAAGCUCUUAGGCCUGCUAGAUACUCUUAUGCUGAUAUCAAGAAAAUCACGAACGGAUUUAGGUCCAAACUAGGCAAAGGAGGUUACGGGACAGUGUUCAAAGGGAAGCUCUCGAAUGACAUUCUUGUAGCUGUAAAGGUUUUGAAUAACAUCAAAGGAAAUGGUGAUGAAUUUAUCAAUGAAGUGAGUACAAUAGGAAAAAUCCACCACGUGAAUGUGGUUCGUCUGGUGGGAUAUUGUGCAGAUGGAUAUAGACGCGCUCUUGUUUACGAAUUCUUACCUAAUGAUUCUCUCAAUAAGUUCAUAUCUUCCGGGAAUCAAAGUCACACGCUCGGAUGGGAGAAGUUGCACAAAAUUGCUCUCGGAAUAGCCAAAGGAAUCGACUAUCUUCACCAAGGCUGCAACCAGAGGAUCCUCCAUUUCGAUAUCAAACCUCAUAACAUCUUGCUAGACCAUAACCUCAGUCCCAAAGUCGCUGAUUUUGGUUUAGCGAAAAUGUGUUCCAAGGACCAAAGCGUAGUAACCAUGACUGCUGCCCGCAGGACAAUAGGCUACAUUGCACCGGAGGUCUUCUCUAGGAACUUUGGGAAAGUGUCCUAUAAAUCGGACAUUUACAGUUUCGGAAUGUUGUUACUCGACCUCGUCGGAGGAAGGAAGAACUUCCAUGCCAGAGCAACUGACAGUAGUCAAGUUUAUUUUCCAGAAUGGAUGUACAAUCAACUAGAUAAAGGUGAAGAUAUAGAAAUCCAAAUUGAGAGAGAGGAGGAUACGAAAAUAGCAAAAAGACUAAUAAUCGUCGGGCUAUGGUGUAUCCAGUGGUAUCCAGCUGAUCGACCUUCAAUGAAGGUCGUGAUUCAAAUGCUCGACGGCGAAAACAUGCCAGUCAUGCCACCAAAUCCUUUUGCUGCAUCAGAAUCUGCAAACAUAAACACAACAGCUACAAGUGGAAGCCUAUUUAGUGGUGACUUAGAUAGCAUUUCUGAAACAAAUGGGAGCAAUAAUUUAGUGUCUUCUUGAAUUGUAAAUUGUAUGACAGUAUUUGAUACUAUGUUGUCUCUUAACCGUGGAUGUUCUGUUCAUGAAUUCACUACAUUGGAGUUGUGUAUUCAAUAUAUUACAAUGUAUGAUCUUCUUAUAAUUACUGACUAUUGAUAAUU
This is a messenger RNA of Olea europaea var. sylvestris, 1489 nucleotides long. Its product is annotated as rust resistance kinase Lr10-like. The coding region runs from base 297 to 1349 and encodes 350 amino acids. The record is from RefSeq and is a predicted model, not a curated record. Gene Ontology annotation, biological process: protein phosphorylation. Lineage: Eukaryota; Viridiplantae; Streptophyta; Magnoliopsida; Lamiales; Oleaceae. Gene Ontology annotation, molecular function: protein kinase activity; ATP binding. The transcript is spliced from 2 exons.